Molecule: messenger RNA, 502 nt
Organism: Myotis davidii
Lineage: Eukaryota; Metazoa; Chordata; Mammalia; Chiroptera; Vespertilionidae
Product: complement factor H-related protein 5-like
Exons: 2
Coding region: 225-470 (81 amino acids)
Source: RefSeq, a predicted model, not a curated record
AAGUUGGACAAGGACAAAUUAGGGAAUUGAAAUCAUUCAUGGGAAUUGAGGGCCUUAACAAAACUCUCUGAAAUUUGAUAUCUACUGAGUGACCUCAGUCAACUAGCUUCCCGGUACUGUCACUUAAAUUCAGAGCCACACUUGGUAAGGGCUCAUAAUGCAGAUUUAAGCCCCAAACAGCAGCACUGGAAGAUUUGCACUAACACACACCCGGGGAGCCCACCAUGCUGUUACCAGUCACGGUCAUCCUCACCCUGUGGGUCUCCUGGGCUCAUGGACAAGAAAGAGAAUGCAUCGUUCCCGAUAUAGAGGAGAACUUAAUUGCUCAGCCCCGGAAAGAGAAAUAUGUCAUUGGAGACGUGUUGGCAUUCUCCUGCAGAAAUAGACUCCUCACUCUCGUUGGACCAGACUCUCUUCAGUGCUACCACUUUGGAUGGUCCCCUAGCCCUCCAACAUGUAAAGGUGAUUAAUACUCUGACACCUGCUCAAAACAGAAUUAGAA